Messenger RNA from Ziziphus jujuba (common jujube), 688 nucleotides. RefSeq lists its product as uncharacterized. The record is from RefSeq and is a predicted model, not a curated record. Lineage: Eukaryota; Viridiplantae; Streptophyta; Magnoliopsida; Rosales; Rhamnaceae. Bases 233 to 547 code for a protein of 104 amino acids. The transcript is spliced from 4 exons.
AAAUUGAUUGGACCCGUGAACUCAAAAUGUUGUACCCCCCAAAGAAUCUAAAAGAAGCACGGGUUGGGAGUGAGAGGGAGACCUUGGUUGGCUUUUAUUGCCCCUAAAUCUCUAUCCAACUCAGUGAAGUGAGUCCGUGAGUCUCUGAUAAAAGUGGGGCGGUUAUGGGCAUGGGCUGCAAUUGCUACCCAAUUUGGUUGCCUGAGAGAUUUGAUCAGUUUGUGUGUUAUUUAUGGAUAAGAUCUGCUGCUCCAUUGAACUGGAGCCUAGGACUUUAAAGCAAGGACAGCUCAAUCACGUUAGGGAAGUGGCCGCAGAUGUUGUUCAAAAAUUGGAACCCCAUGAAGCAUCGACCUUGUUCGUUGAGGGACUGAGAGCAGUGGAUUCAACGAAAAAGAUGGAGCAGAAAAUUGAUGAAGAAGUAGUGGUGGAGUUCAAGGAGAAGACUGAAUUGAUUGAAAGACCUUGCCAAUGCGCAUGCCUUAAUACCAAUUCAGAGACUCCGGUUGAACACGAGCUUAAAGAACCUCUUUCAGCCCCAUUUUGAAUCACUUUUUAAGUCUCAGUGCAUUCAAUUACAUAGUGUUGCUCAUUUUACAUUUCAUUCUUUAGGUAUAAAUGUAUUGUAAACAAACUGCUAAUUAUGGAUGAUUUAUGAUUUGGCAAUAAAUGUGACCACUUGUAUGCA